Oncorhynchus nerka (sockeye salmon) is the source of this 936-nucleotide messenger RNA. RefSeq names its product proline-rich protein 2-like. The record is from RefSeq and is a predicted model, not a curated record. The coding region runs from base 1 to 936 and encodes 311 amino acids. NCBI's taxonomy places the organism in Eukaryota, Metazoa, Chordata, Actinopteri, Salmoniformes, Salmonidae. The transcript has a single exon.
AUGCACGUUGCUCACCACCCAACAAUCACCCCAGAGCAUCUGCACGACCACUCCCACCUGAGGAUGCAGACAGUAGGGAUGUUUGUCAAGUCUCUAAAGGACGUGGCACUUGGUAGACAAACACCCCAUGAUGUACUGGUCAGAGGACCGCCCAGAGACCCCUACCAGACCACUGCACCAACAAGGAGCCCCACCAGACCCAGGGCCACUUCAACGUCCCACCAGACCCAGGGCCCCUUCAACGUCCCACCAGACCCAGAGCCACUUCAACGUCCCACCAGACCCAGGGCCACUUCAACGCACCACCAGACCCAGGGCCACUACAACGCAACACCAGACCCAGGGCCACUUCAACGUCCCACCAGACCCAGGGCCCCUUCAACGCCCCACCAGACCCAGGGCCACUUCAACGCACCACCAGACCCAGGGCCCCUUCAACGCCCCACCAGACCCAGGGCCCCUUCAAUGUCCCACCAGACCCAGGGCCUCCUCAACGUCCCACCAGACCCAGGGCCCCUUCAACGUCCCACCAGACCCAGGGCCCCUUCAACGUCCCACCAGACCCAGGGCCUCCUCAACGUCCCACCAGACCCAGGGCCCCUUCAACGUCCCACCAGACCCAGGGCCACUUCAACGCACCACCAGACCCAGGGCCCCUUCAACGCCCCACCAGACCCAGGGCCACUUCAACGUCCCACCAGACCCAGGGCCACUUCAACGUCCCACCAGAGCAUCACCACUUCCAUCGUCUUAGCCAGACCGGACUGGGCCCAGCCUACUACCCCGCACCAGACCACCACCCCUAACAGACCAGAGAGGAAGCCCCACGGCCCAGAACUGGCCCUCCUCCACUCCACAGGGCCCAACAGCAGGACCAGCGCAUCUACGCAGAGCAGAGGUCGUCAGAGGACAGGAGAACCCUGUAGGAUUAAGUGA